Neltuma alba is the source of this 772-nucleotide messenger RNA. RefSeq lists its product as uncharacterized. The record is from RefSeq and is a predicted model, not a curated record. Lineage: Eukaryota; Viridiplantae; Streptophyta; Magnoliopsida; Fabales; Fabaceae. The transcript is spliced from 2 exons. The coding region runs from base 14 to 748 and encodes 244 amino acids.
GUUGAUCAAAAAAAUGUCAGGCGGGGUCGGUCCGAUUGGGUCCGAUAUCACCAUCCCGAAAGAGCAGGAAGUUAUCCACAAAGAACAGCAAGACCCAAAUCAUUCCCUUAAAAUCCCUAAAAUCAAGUCCACUUUCCUCUCUUUUCCUCAUCUCAAUUCCCUAGCAGUCAUAGUAAUCCUAGCCUCAAGUGGAAUGGUAAGCCUUGAGGACUUCUCCUUCCUUAUCUUCUCCUUCAUAUACCUCGUCUUCAUCUCCAGAGUUGCCUUCCCUUCAAAACCCAACACCAUUUACCCCCCAGUCUUUGACCCUAAGAGCAAGCUUCUUCGUCUGUAUGUCAACAUAGGGGCAGUUAUAGGACUCUACGGCCCAAUAGCCUACAUAUUGCAGGGCACUUAUGAGGGUGAUAAGGAGGGCAUAAAGGCAGCUUCACCCCAUUUGUUUCUUCUGGCAAGUCAGAUCUUCAUGGAAGGGAUUGCUUUCACAGGGAAAUUCUCACCUCCAAGUAGGGCUUUUGUGCCUGUGUUCUAUAACUCUAGGAGGAUCUUCACCAUUGUGGAUUGGCUCAGGACUGAGAUUUACAAGAUUGAAGCACAGCAAAGUGGGUCUGGUAAGAGAGUGAUGGCAGGCAGGGUUCUUGCUGUGGCUAAUAUGGCGUUCUGGUGUUACAAUCUGUUUGGGUUUCUCUUGCCUGUUUAUCUUCCUAAAGUCUUCAAGAUGUACUACUCUGGGAAUAAGGAAAAGGAGUGACUGCUUUGGCCUUUGAGUUCUUGU